Microtus oregoni (creeping vole) is the source of this 1068-nucleotide messenger RNA. RefSeq names its product POU class 5 homeobox 1 (gene Pou5f1). The transcript is spliced from 5 exons. Lineage: Eukaryota; Metazoa; Chordata; Mammalia; Rodentia; Cricetidae. The coding region runs from base 1 to 1068 and encodes 355 amino acids. Gene Ontology annotation, biological process: regulation of transcription by RNA polymerase II. The record is from RefSeq and is a predicted model, not a curated record. Gene Ontology annotation, molecular function: RNA polymerase II cis-regulatory region sequence-specific DNA binding; DNA-binding transcription factor activity, RNA polymerase II-specific.
AUGGCUGGACACCUGGCUUCAGACUUCGCCUUCUCACCCCCACCUGGUGGGGGUGAUGGGUCGGGAGGGCUGGAGCCAGGCUGGGUGGACCCUCGGACUUGGAUAAGUUUCCAAGGGCCUCCAGGUGGGCCUGGAAUCGGGCCAGGGGUUGGGCCAGGCUCAGAGGUGUUGGGGAUCUCCCCUUGUCCUCCGCCAUAUGAGUUCUGUGGAGGGAUGGCAUACUGUGGACCUCAGGUUGGACUGGGCCUAGUGCCUCAAGUUGGCCUGGAGACUUCGCAGCCUGAGGAUCGAGCAGGAGCGGAGAGCAACUCGGAGGGGGCCUCCCCUGAGCCCGGCACUAUCCGUCCUGGUGCCGUGAAGUUGGAGAAGGUGGAACCAAGUCCGGAGGAGUCCCAGGACAUGAAAGAUCUGCAGAAGGAGCUAGAGCAGUUUGCCAAGGUGCUGAAGCAGAAGAGGAUCACCUUGGGGUACACCCAGGCCGACGUGGGGCUCACCCUGGGUGUUCUCUUUGGAAAGGUGUUUAGCCAGACCACCAUCUGCCGCUUUGAAGCGCUGCAGCUCAGCUUCAAGAACAUGUGCAAGCUGCGCCCCCUGCUGGAGAAGUGGGUGGAGGAAGCCGACAACAACGAGAACCUUCAGGAGAUAUGCAAAGCGGAGACCCUGGUGCAGGCUCGAAAGAGAAAGCGGACGAGCAUUGAGAACGGCGUGAGGGGGAACCUGGAGAGCAUGUUUCUGCAGUGCCCGAAGCCCACCCUACAGCAGAUAAGCAUUAUCGCCAAGCAGCUCGGCCUGGAGAAGGAUGUGGUCCGGGUGUGGUUCUGUAACCGUCGCCAGAAGGGCAAACGAUCAAACGCUGAUUAUUCCCAACGAGAAGAGUAUGAGGCUGCCGGGUCCCCUUUCCCAGGGGGACCUGUAUCUUUUCCUCUACCCCCAGGGCCCCAUUUUGGUGCCCCAAGCUAUGCGAGCCCCCACUUUACCACACUCUACUCUCCAGUCCCGUUCCCUGAGGGCGAGGCCUUUCCUACUGUUCCCGUCGCUGCCCUGGGCUCUCCCAUGCAUUCAAACUGA